GUAAGACUAAAAUCUUUUGAGGUUUAAACUUUAAAGAAGUCCUAUUUGUAAAUCAUCCAUGUGGAACAAAGUAAAUGCACCCAAAUAAUAAAACAACUUCUAUCCAAAAACCCUGUCCCUCAAUUGUUUAUCCGGGGGAGAAAGCUGAAAGAAAGCAUACAAGUUUUCUUCUCAACUACCCAAUUAUUUUCAUUAUUUUACACCAUUAAUGAUGUGUGAAGUCAAACCUUGUGAACUGCCUUUUGUGCAAGUUGAGGGGCACCAAUCACCAUGUCAGUUCACAAGGGAAAAUGUCAAACGCUCGUGUGAGAACAAGACAGGAACUUUUCAAGAAAUUAUUUAAUUUAGCUGGAUAAAGAUCGGAGCUUUUUGUGCUUUAGACUUUUUAGUUGUUAGUUUUUUUAGUUUCUUUGAGGAAGACAAGACCAAUCGAGAUGAAGGGGGUUCAUGUCUGAUUGGUCUGUGAAGAAUAUAAAUCGUUUUGCCUUUUUAUUUUCUGAGACAAUUUUUUCGUUUGUUUGAAAAGUGGGGGGUUUUGGGUGUCUUUCAUCUCAUGGGUUCUUGAAAAUGUUCUGUUUGGCUUUUUGUUGUCCAACUUCUGUCUGUCCCUUUUGAGUAUCUUGUGAUUUUUGUUUUCUCUAUGAUUUUCCCCCCCUCCUUUUUUGGCUUGCCCUGCGUUCUUGAAAAAGUUGUCAUUUUUAUUAAUAAUAAAAAAAAAUUGGGAGUUUGAGUCUCUUGUUGGGACUUUUGGUGUGCUGGGAACUAUGAGAGGCAAUCAUUUUGUAUGGAUUAUUCAUUGCUUGAUUUUGCUGCAGUUUCUUGACUCUUGUUUUCCACUGCCUUUAUGUACUGAUUCAACUGCACCUUUUACUCCGAGGUCUCCUUUGCAGUUCUGUCCGUACAAUGGCUCAGUUUGCUGCAAUAAUUCCGAUGAUUUCCAUCUGAGGAAUCAAUUCUUAUCUAUGAAUAUUUCUGAUCCCAACUGUGCCUCUCUUGUUAGAUCUAUCCUUUGUUCGAGAUGUGAUCAGUUUUCGGCCGACCUUUUCAGAGUCGACUCUGUCCCUCGUCAACUUCCCGUGCUCUGUAACUCUUCGAACCCAACAAACUCAAACAGCUUUUGUUCUCAAAUAUGGAACACUUGCCACAACAUUUCCAUUUCAAAUUCCCCAUUCGCUCCCACUUUACGAACCCAUGCAAGCUCCAACUCCUCCACACUAUCCGACACCUGGCGAACUCAAGACGAGUUUUGCGCCGCGUUUGGCGGCUCGCCAAACGCCACAUCACCAUGUUUUUCCGGCUCACCAAUCAGUCUUAACAACAAUAACACCAAUAACCCAACUCCUCCAGGUGGCCUUUGCUUAGAGAAAAUCGGAAAUGGGUCUUACCUAAACAUGGUGGGCCAUGCAGACGGGUCAAAUCGGGCUUUUUUUUCUAACCAGCAGGGAAAAAUCUGGCUCGCGACUAUUCCAGAAACGGGCUCGGGUGGAGUUUUGGGAAUUGACGAGUCGAACCCUUUUCUUGAUUUGUCGGAUGAGGUCCAUUUCGAUACUCAGUUUGGUAUGAUGGGAAUUGCGCUCCAUCCACGAUUUGUCGAGAAUGGUCGUUUUUUCGUUUCGUUCAAUUGUGACAAAGCCAAGUGGCCUGGAUGUGCUGGCAGGUGCGCGUGCAAUUCCGAUGUGGGCUGCGAUCCUGCGAGUCUCGGGCCAGAUAACGGGGCACAGCCUUGUCAGUAUCAAAGUGUUGUGGCUGAGUAUACGGUUAAUGGUAGUAGCUCGUCAAGGCCUGCAUCGGCUACAAGUGCUAACCCUUUGGAGGUGAGAAGAAUAUUUACGAUGGGCCUACCUUUUACGGCCCACCAUGGAGGCCAGAUUCUUUUCGGGCCAGAAGACGGUUAUAUGUACUUCAUGAUGGGAGAUGGUGGAGGUGUGGGAGACCCGUAUAAUUUCGCUCAGAACAAGAGAUCUUUGCUUGGCAAGAUCAUGAGAUUUGACGUUGAUAAUCUGCCGAGUGAUACUGAAGCUGGUUUGUGGGGAAACUAUUCUAUUCCUAAUGAUAACCCUUACACAAUCGAUAAAGACUUGCAGAGAGAAAUAUGGGCUUUAGGCCUACGAAAUCCUUGGCGGUGUAGCUUCGAUUCUGCAAGGCCUUCGUAUUUUAUAUGUGCAGACACAGGACAGGAUGUAUACGAAGAGGUGGAUUUGAUAACCAAGAAUGGAAAUUACGGGUGGCGGGCCUUUGAAGGCCCGUACCAUUAUACUCCUCCACAGACACCUGGAGGAAAUACUUCAAUCACCUCAAUAAGGCCGAUUUUCCCUGUUAUGGGAUAUAACCAUUCUGAAGUAAACUCGAAUGAAGGUUCAGCAUCGAUCACUGGUGGCUACUUCUAUAGAUCCAUGGCUGAUCCUUGCAUGCAUGGAAGAUACUUGUUUGCUGAUCUUUAUGCGGGCGCUAUAUGGGCCGGGACCGAAAGCCCAAUAAACAGCGGAAGAUUCAAUAGCACCCAAAUUAGUUUUAAUUGCGCGCACGAUUCGCCUAUUCGCUGCACGUUCACUCCUGGGAGCACGCUUCCUUCUUUGAGCUACAUUUUCUCGUUUGGAGAAGAUAAUAAUCGGGAUGUUUAUCUUCUUACAAACAAUGGUGUGUACAGAAUUGUACGUCCAAGUCGUUGUAACUACACGUGCUCGAGUGAAAAUGCCUCGAUUUUCUCUCAAGUACCCAUCGCCAAAACCCCAAUUUCUCCUCAAACUUCCCUCUGGUUUGUGUCCCCUUUUCUUCUUCCUUUCCCCCCUUCAACAAUUUUCUCUCUCUACGAACAGUGGGACUUGAAAAUCUCACCGCACUCCAAAACCCAUUUCUGCAUUUUCAAGAAUUUGCUUCCUUUUAUUAUUCCGCUUUUUUUCGCCGCCGGCGAUUCUGGUGUACUUCAAAUGCAAACCCUCGAUCCCUCAUGUAACCCUAACGUAGACCCUCCCGCACCCGAUCCCUCGGCCAUGGCUGAGAGCUCUUCGCCGAUCCACUCCCAGAACGACAACCCCACCCAUGACGACCAAACCCAUGUAGAAACCAACGCCCAGAAUGAAAGCUCGAAGGAGAACAGUGUUAAGAAUAGAACCAGUGUUGGUAAAGGCAAUGAUGGCAGUAGUGUGGUGGUCAGGAGAGAGAGGCCGUCACGGGCUUGCACUCAGCGGGCUGCCGCCAGGCUGCAGGCGGCGGCAGAGGCUGAGGCGGCAAUGGAGGCCGAGAGGAAGAGGAAGAAGGCUAGGAAGGAAAAAGUAGCAGCUAGAGUGUCGAAAGAGGAGUAUGAGGAGGAGGAUAGUUUUGGCUCGGGGGAUGAAGGAGCGAAUGGGGAGGAGAAUGGUGAGGAAGGUGAGUCCCCUUCAUCUUCUCGUGUGCAAUGCGGUAAGAUAAUCACGCAGCUCGUUGGGGAGGUGGAGACUGGGCAGCUGCCGAGGUGGAACAUAAGGAACAUGUGGCAGCUGGCUUCUAUUUUUAAUUUCUUGAACGUGUUUAGGCCUUUGUUGAAUAUUAAGGUGGAGUUUUCUGCCGAGGAGUUUGAGACGGCUUUGCUUAAUCCGAAUAAUACAUUGGGUGAUGUACAUAUGCCAUUGUUGAAGGCAAUUCCUCCCGUGACUAGAAUGGCACUCGGACACAAUACUUGGAUAACUGUUCUGUGCAGAAAAUUGAGAGAUUGGUGGCAUUGGGUUGCAGAAGGAGAUCUACCUAUAGUUGCAUCACAUGGGACUGAAAUUGAUGCAUACAAUGCACUCGAUCCUAGUGUUCGAGUGGUGAUUCUGAAGGCUUUAUGUGAUAUUCGUGUUGAGCAAGAAGAUAUUAGAAACUAUAUAGAUGGUUCAGUGAAACAUGGUGUUCACCUUUCUGCAUUCCGCAAAGAACGUAUAGGUGGUGAUUCUCAUGGGAUCUCAUAUUGGUAUGAAAAUGAUCCUAUCAUUGGUCAUCGACUGUACCGAGAGAUAAGGAAAGUUGAGGUAAAAAGAGGAAAAGGGAAGACUGUCCCACAAAUUCCCCAUUCAUCUUAUCAGUGGGAGGCGGUUGCAACUAAUUUAGACGAAUUCCUCAAUGUUUCUGAGAAGCUGUUUUCGAGUAAAAAUAGAACGGAGGUUGCUGUUGGAAAGAAACUGAAAAAUGACAUGCUACCUGAAAUCGAGAAGGUCCACAAGAGAAAGGAGAAAUUGUUAAGAAAACAGCAUAGACAAGCACUCAUGCUCGAUAACACGAUGAACAUGGAUGGUCUUGCUGCCGGACGCUCUCUUCGUGAUAGAAAACCCGUCACUUAUACUUUUGACGAUUUCGACCGUUCUAUUAAUGAGGCUAUAAAGGUCACCAAGAAAAAACAACUGUCUCCAGAACUUUCUGAAAAAAGGGAUUUUCACGUCAAAAUCGAGAGCUCUACAAACGGCAGUAGGUGGGCUGGUGGACCGUCCAAUUAUUACCGACAAGAUUCCUUCACUGCAGUAUCUCCAAAUUCGCUCGACGAGGAUGAUUAUUAUGACGAUCAGAAAACUGAGGCUGAGACUGAGGCAUUGGACAGAAGCAACCGCAGGCGGCAAAAGCCCCAGCGAUACUCGCUCGACGACUUUAUCUCAGACAACGAGCCGCCGCACGAUUUUGACAGUGACGACGACAUAGUUGGCGAGGUCGUGUACGAUGACGAGUACCUUAAAAACCGCAAAAAGAGACAAAAAACGACGAGCACUUCAGACAGCGAGGAUGAAUACCGAUUUGAGGAAGAAAAUCACGAGGAUGAAUACAAAGCAGAAGAAGAUGAAGAAGAUGAAGAUGAUGAAGAAGAUAGCUUGAAUACGGGUGACGAUAGUGAAAGUGAUAAUCCCCGUAAAUUCAAGCCAGUGAAGGGCCGAACUCGACGAGAGACGAAAUUGAGGUCGGUUGAUGAUCUCCAAUCUGGCUUGAGGCGUAGCAAGAGAUCAAAUCGGAACCGAAUUAACUACAGGCAAUAUGAAAUGUCUGAGUCGGAAAAUGAGUUCAUUGUGAAGCCUGGGAAAUCGGACGAUGGGUUUGCUGAUGGGAAUUUUGACGAGAGUGAUGAUGAUGAUGAUAAUGAAAGUAGUCGGGAUUUUGAGGAGAAUGUGGAUAAUGUUAAAGAUGAGGAUGAUGAUGAUGAAGAUAUGCAUGAAAACGAGCCUGCUCGUGAGGCCAGGAUAGAGAAUUUGGAUUUAAAGAAAAUGGAUAAUGUUCGGGAAGAUGAGGAGGAAUCGAAUAAUAGUAAGGAUGAAGGGGAGGAUUGUGAUGGUGAGGUGGGAAAAAGGCGAUUUCUUGAUCUGAACGAGCUGGCGCCAGGCUCGGGCUUCGAUGAUGGGCCCACAUCAACGAGAGGUGGGGAUGAUGAUGACGAGGUCUAAUCAUUUGUUUGUAACGAUAGAAUAAUGAUGAUCUGUGUGCGUCUUUGCGGUGAAAACCGACUCAAUGGAGAGAGUUCUUCGGAGAAAUUAACGGGUUUUGCUGGAGUUCAGUAAGUGUUUUCAUGCUGGGGCAAUGUGAUUUUGAAGGGGUAGUAGGUUUAGUUUGUUUCUUAGGAAAGAAAUAGACCAUGAAUGAUAAAAUGGAUGGGAAUGUUUGAUUUAUGUUUAAGAAAAGAAGGGGUUGUUUAGUUUUUACUCUGUUUUCUUUUUCCCGUCCUAUGAUUUGUACUAUAACUGCCUUAACAGAGAUUUGUAACGCAAUAUUUUCUCUGCUUGAUGAUGCUAUGGGACUCUCGGCUAAUACCAUAUCUAUUUUAUCAGAUUAUAGUUCUUUUUUUGUUGUAAGACUUGUAGAAAGUUG
This is a messenger RNA of Striga asiatica, 5799 nucleotides long. NCBI's taxonomy places the organism in Eukaryota, Viridiplantae, Streptophyta, Magnoliopsida, Lamiales, Orobanchaceae. The record is from the annotation of a GenBank genome assembly.